Carcharodon carcharias (great white shark) is the source of this 1720-nucleotide messenger RNA. Its product is annotated as transmembrane protein 215-like. The record is from RefSeq and is a predicted model, not a curated record. The coding region runs from base 647 to 1270 and encodes 207 amino acids. Lineage: Eukaryota; Metazoa; Chordata; Chondrichthyes; Lamniformes; Lamnidae. The transcript has a single exon.
ACCUUUGAAAUGUCACCCAGGUACAGUUAAACAGGGCUGAACUCCCGUUCAAUAAAUGCUGCCAGUAUAAUGAAACAGCCAGACGCCAUUGUAUAAACACAGGAUACUGAUGGUGACAGCAGGAGAGGUGUCAAUAUCUUCCUGUUCUGCCCAGUCCAAGGCAAUUUAUUAAAAACUCUGGAACUCAGCAGUCUCCAGCCAGGAUAAGUACAGACUAUGUGUCUUGCCUGGAUCUAUAAAAGCUAUUCUUGAGUGUUUAAGCACAGUUGAGUGUAAAAGGAUAUCUUGAUUAAGAGGAGUUGGACGAUCUUCCCUCGACGUUGGCACUCCAGUUUCUGGCUGACUUAAUACAAACACACAGAGCUCACAGGACUCUCCAAUGCCCCAGUUUCAGACAUGGUUCGGGUUUCCAAUUACCCCGGUGACUGAAGAGCUAAAGUCGGUUUGUCAAGUGUUACUGGCACACUUCACUUCCAGAAUAACAGACGGGGGAAUAGCCAGGCUGAGAGAAGCCAGACUGCAGAGGAUAUCAUAUCCUGUUGGAGAGGAGGAGGGAAUUGGAAGAGGUGCAAUCCCACAGAGAGAGAGAGAGAGAGAGAAAAAGGACCAUUUACCUCAGUGACAAGAAAGAUCCCACAUUUCACAAAUGAGAGCAGACAACAUUAACCCCAGGACAGGGCUGGUGGUGGCUCUGGUGAGUGUCUUCCUGGUUUUUGGCUUUAUGUUCACAGUGUCUGGGAUCAGGGGUGAGACCCUGGGGGAUAUUCCCCUCAUUGCCAUCGGGCCUGCCAUCUCCUUACCCGGACUGGCUGCCAUCCUGUUGGCGAAGAAGACGGAUGGUUUCUCCAAGUGGCCGGCCAUCUGUGGCCCCCGCACCAAAGAGGAGGCCGAGGGCGAGCUCUUAGUUGGACAGAGCGUCGGAGGGAGCUCGCAGGACAUGUCCAAGACCUCCACCCGCAGCCAGACCCCCGAGGUCGAGGAAGGGGGCUUCGCCGUGGACUCCAGGAGCCUGAUCAGGAAGAGCGACCAAGAGGCGGCCAGGAGGUACCUGGAGACUUACUACCCGUCCGGAGUCUUCAACUACUGCUCCCUUUCCCGGCUCUGCUCCAACCGGGAUAGCGCCUUCUACACCAGUGUCUACUCCACCCGGGACAGUGUGGUCUACUCCCCCCGGGACAGUAUACCCUAUGGGAGGUAUUACUGUUGUUACCCCAGCCCGGGGGAAGCCCAACACAUUAGACUUUGUUGGGACUACGAGACAAUAGUGUGAGGGGAGGGGGCAUUGAACCCCAAAGUGCAGCCGCCACAGCCGAAUAGCAACUCCACUCAAGCAAGUCAGCUUUCAUCAUUGAGUGUUUUUUUAAUUGACACACUGAGACUUGGAUUUCGGGUUGUAGCAAUUAAAUAGACCGACUGUUUUGUAGGUGUUAUUACAGUUGGGGUUUAAGAGUAUUUAAAUAUUAAAUUAAUUGCAAAGUGUACAAUGGGCAAGUAACUAACUUCACUCGAUUUUUAACUUUUGCAUUGUUUUCUGCAGAUUUUUUGUAUUUUAAUGUAUCCUUUUAUUCCCCAGCAGUGCCUAGGUCUUAGACUAGAAUCUGAUUUAUAGCAAUAUAUUUGCAAACUAUAUCUGAAGUAUGUCAGAAGGAGUGAGAAUCUUGGAAAUCCGUAUCAAAUUUGCACUUAUAAUAAGCUAAACCAUAAAAACAUUCAGAUUUUA